This is a messenger RNA of Phaeoacremonium minimum UCRPA7, 3531 nucleotides long. RefSeq names its product putative cell wall biogenesis protein mhp1 protein. Bases 1 to 3531 code for a protein of 1176 amino acids. The record is from RefSeq and is a predicted model, not a curated record. The transcript has 3 exons. NCBI's taxonomy places the organism in Eukaryota, Fungi, Ascomycota, Sordariomycetes, Togniniales, Togniniaceae.
AUGGAGCAAAUCCACGGCAUCGAUGUUAGCUGGAUGACCCAUGGGGCUCCGAAAGACAAAUCGAGAGUUGCCGGCCAGCGACGGUCGACCUUCUCGUCGCAGCCAUCGCCGCGCGAAUCCCCAGUGACCAGUCCGGUCUCCUCCUCCCCGCCACCUCCCAGCACACUCAACGGCCACGCCGACCUCUCAUCAAAACCCACAGCAACUCCGCCGAAGCAAAUACCCCUAAGGCCCGGUUUCACGAGGCGGGAUUCAAAUGAGAAGAAAGCAGAGCCCAAUGGCACAGGCACCUCCCCUCAACGGCGUGGGUCCUGGUUCUCCAACAUCUCCCACAAGUUCAGCACCAGCGGCGCUCAAAGCCCCCCGCAGGCGAACAACGCCCCGGCCCAGCAGGCCGAGAUAUCUGUCCCCAAGGUCGUCCCCGCGAAGAAUGCGGUAUUGCAGCAUGCUGCGAAGUACCAGGGUGAGGGCCCGUAUACCCCGGCCCCGCCGAAGAGCGGCCAGACAGGCCUUCUGCAAGUCUUCCGGAGGUUAUCGGCAUCUAAUGGGCAAUUAUCGCCGGGGAUCAAGAGCCUCCAUCAUGGUCUGGUCGAGCGGCGUGUGCUAAAUGUUGACCGCCGCCGAGAAAGAUGUGCGCUCGCGGAGCUCAACCAGGCUAAACUACGCCGAGUGGCAUUCUGCGUGGAUGUUGAGAUUGCGCCAAUGCCUAAAUACGCCGAUGGUGAUUCGAAGAAGAUCUGCGUGCCAACCUGCGAUAAGACCGUAAAACGCAAGAUCAGUGAGAAGGGUGAGGGCGAAGCCCUAAAGAAUCCAAAGGCCCUUGAGGACCAGAAAGAGCUGAAUGGUGUUGUGAAAGCCACCGGCGAGCGGUUACCAAAGGAGCCGCCAAGGGAGGGCAUAGAGCAACCGGCACCGGCGUCCGAUAUUAAGGAUAGCGGCGAUGCUACUUCCGAAAAGCUUGGUGAUACUAAGAAGAAAGAGAAGAAGAAGAAGAGUGAAGAGGAGCGAAAGGCCCGCAAGGAAAAGAAGCGGAAGCUAGCUGAGGCAAACGGCCAGAUUCCCAUGGAGUUGCAUCUUGACUCCGAUUCGUCAAGCCCGUCAACACCCACGAAUGGCGUUACGACACCAAGAACUCAGGCACUGCCAACAACUAAUCCAGUCCGAAUCUAUAGGAGAUGUUGUCAACUACGAGAAACUCCGAUCCUAAAGAAGAUCACAGAGCAGCUCACAAACUCUUCGAAUGCCUCGCCCGGUGGUGUUGUUGAGAAGCUAGAUUUGACUGGAUACUGGAUGCAGUUGGCCGAUCUUGUCACCCUGGGAGAUUAUCUCGCGGUCGUUCCUAUCAAGGAAGUCGUAUUAGAGAACUGCGGGCUGACUGAUGAAGGACUCCGAGUCAUCCUCGCGGGCUUACUCGCCGCGAGAAGACCUGAAGGGAAGAAGAGACGUUCCAUAACCGAGCCCGACGGUUUCGUUCAUCAAGGUGGCGUCGUCGAACGUCUUGUUCUGAAGAACAACAAGAUUGGUCCAGAGGGUUGGAAGCACCUAUGCCUCUUCCUCUACAUGUGUCGGUCUCUCAAGGCUCUCGAUGUUUCCAAUAUUGCGUUCCCCAAACCGGCCGCAACUUCGCACGCACAGAGUGGUCAUGGACACCAACCAAAUGGCACUCAAACAGGCCUAGACCUCUGCAAGCUUUUGUCUAAAUCGAUCGGCGAUAGAUUAGCAGGAUCAUGCCUCGAAUUGAUCAACCUUGGCGAGACAGGUUUGAGCACCGAGCAAUUAGGAGAGAUUAUCGAUGGCAUUAUCAGAAGCGGCAUUCGUCGAUUAGGUCUUGCGCACAACAACAUUGACAACAAGGGACUAGAACAUAUCCAGAAGUACCUGCGCAGCGGAAAGUGUGAGGGAUUGGACCUUGGUGGGAAUGACCUACGCGACCGGUUGGAGGUUGUCGCAAACGCACUGGAUGACGAGAACCCUCUUUUUGCUUUGAGCCUUGCCGAAUGCAAUCUCAAGCCAGGGUCGCUUUGCAAGCUCUUACCCAAGUUGAUCAGGUUGCAGAAUUUCCGCUUCAUUGAUUUAUCACACAACCACGAUCUAUUCAAAUCGGAGCCAAGUGCCGUUGGAGUACUUCGAAGAUAUCUACCGAAACUAGCUCAUCUCAAGCGCAUCCAUCUCACAGAUGUGGGAUUGAACUCUGAUCAGGCAAUCGCUCUGGCCGAGAUCUUGCCUGAGAUGCCAUCCCUUGCUCACAUCAGCCUCCUCGAGAACCCUGAGCUUACUCGCCUCGCCGAUGCAAAGACCGAGGAGACCCAGGAAGAGGCAUCUGCCUUGUAUGCGUCAUUCCUCGCUGCAACCAGAGUAUCAGAGAGCUUGGUUGCUGUUGAUAUUGAUGUCCCUACCGAGGCUGCAGGCGAGAUUGUGAGAGCACUGGCGAAGCAAGUUGUUGCAUACUGUCUACGGAAUAUGGAGCGCCUGCCUCUUGGCAACGCGGUGGCUGCAUUGAGCGAGGCUUCGGCGACGACAACUGGUACAGAACCUGUGGUGCCAGAUGUCCUCCAGCACCUGGUUGGCAAGGACGCUCUUCUUCCUGAUACACCAGAAGAAGAGGAGGAUGUUGCUCCGGAUGACGAUUAUGUCAUUGGAGGCACCGGAGUAGCGAAGGCGUUGGCUUGCUGUCUCAACAAUCGCGGCGACGAAUCUCGCAGGCAAUCUGGCGAGUUCAUACGUGAAGUGGAGACCGGUAUACCGGUUGAGAGACCUCAUCUACCCUCUGGUAAGGCCAAGGACGUGUCGAAACAUCUCUUGGUAAGCGCGAGAAAGAUCAGGCAUCGGCUACAGCCUGCUCUUGUCAAGGCCAAAACCUCUUCGGCAGACACCAACACUUACUAUCGUCUCCUCUUCCUUCAAAAUACUCUUGAUGGAAUCAUUAAACGCUUUGAAGAUGAAUAUCCCGAAACAAGAGAAUCUUUCGACAGUGCCAUAUCUGUUUCACUGCCUGACGGUCAUAAGUUGGGGACAUCUCUAUCCUCUGCCGAGGGUGAACCGGAUGCUCCUGCUGCCAUCUCAGAUGCCGAAGACGAAGUGGAAAUCAGCCGAGAGCCACUGAAGCGCUCCAACUCUACCAUAUCACUUACUUCCAAGGCGCUCGUCAAUGAGGAAGCUCGUGUCCUCCGCGCUGGCCACAAGUUUCGCGCUAGUUGGCUCAAGCCACAGCACUACGAUGUGCUGUUUUCAGGUGUUGAGGAGAUCGGGGCUGAUCCGAAUCAUGUCCGGGUGCUCCAUGAAAUGAUUGAUGAUCUUGGUGAUGAGGACCUGUUGAAGAAAGUCGAGGAGAAAGGGGCCAUCCGUGUUUACAUGGAGGACAAGGAGCAGGUACUCCGGGCACUCAAAGAAGCGGAUCCCGAACAUUGGGAUCGUUUCAUUGAGUCCCAGCGGAAGGCGCGAGCAAAUGUUCAACCUGGUCAGCCCAAACCGCCUGCUGAGAACGGCCAGGCCGCAGCGACUACGGUUGAGGACAUUGCUGUCACUGAUUAG